Messenger RNA from Chlorocebus sabaeus (green monkey), 975 nucleotides. RefSeq names its product cilia and flagella associated protein 68 (gene CFAP68). Lineage: Eukaryota; Metazoa; Chordata; Mammalia; Primates; Cercopithecidae. Gene Ontology annotation, cellular component: nucleus. Gene Ontology annotation, biological process: flagellated sperm motility. The record is from RefSeq and is a predicted model, not a curated record.
UGAUGAGGCACACUUGGCGCCCAGUUGUCUAGACGAACGGGUGCACAGACUCGUUGGGAGGAUAAUAACUAUGAAUGCAAAAGCAAGACGCCCACUUUCCUGUCCCCUCGCCCUUUCAGCCCCUCGGGAAGAUCAUAGUGCCUUUAGCCCAAGCAUGGCCUUGAGCGACUUCAUCACACCUGCAUGAGGUCACAAGCAGUCACAGGGGUGAGGCGAGUUCUGAGUGAAAGAAACGGGGCGGGGCUGAGGCCAAGGAGAGGUUGGACUGUGUGUCUCGCAUGCUCUUGACGCAGAAGGUUUUGAAACUUUUUUCACCUCGUCCGAAAUGGCUGCCUCCCAGUGUCUCUGCUGCUCAAAAUUUCUCCUCCAGAGACAGAACCUCGCCUGUUUCCUCACAAACCCACAUUGUGGCAGCAUCAUUAAUGCAGAUGGCCAUGGUGAAGUGUGGACAGAUUGGAAUAAUAUGUCCAAGUUUUUCCAGUAUGGAUGGAGAUGCACCACUAAUGAGAAUGCCUAUUCGAACCAUACCCUGAUGGGCAACUGGAACCAGGAAAGAUAUGACCUGAGGAAUAUCGUGCAGCCCAAACCCUUGCCUUCCCAGUUUGGACACUACUUUGAAACAACAUAUGAUACAAGCUACAACAACAAAAUGCCACUUUCAACGCAUAGAUUUAAGCGAGAGCCUCACUGGUUCCCAGGACAUCAACCUGAACUGGAUCCUCCCCGAUACAAAUGCACAGAAAAGUCAACUUACAUGAAUAGCUAUGCAAAAUCUUAAAUCAGGCAUCACUCAGGAUGUGUAUAAUAUCUUAAUAUUGACUAAUUUCAGCAUCCAGGUUUCUAAGAAAUGAUAAGAUACUUCACUUUUCCACAGUAAAAAGUAGAAGGGAGCACAUUCUAAGCACAGCUAAAAAUUUAGCUCACUGUAGCACAGUUUGAUUCUCUGAAUAAAUAAAGCAAAAAACACAGAAAAUA